AUGGCGACACAAGCGACUCAGUCGCUCAAAUGUGUAGUGACGGGUGACGGUGCCGUCGGCAAGACUUGUCUACUCAUAUCGUACACCACCAAUGCAUUUCCCGGAGAAUAUAUCCCGACAGUCUUCGACAACUACUCGGCGAGUGUGAUGGUAGACAACAAGCCCAUCAGCCUCGGACUUUGGGAUACGGCAGGUCAAGAAGACUACGAUCGACUACGACCACUUUCUUACCCACAGACCGACGUCUUCCUCAUAUGUUUCUCCAUCGUCAGCCCAUCAUCCUUCGACAACGUCAAGGCGAAGUGGUAUCCUGAAAUCGAACACCACGCUCCGGGCGUCCCUAUCAUACUCGUCGGCACGAAGCUCGACCUCCGAGACGAUCCCGAGGUCCGCGAACAGCUGCGUCAGCGCAAGAUGGGACCGAUAUCGUACGAAGUGGCUGUGCAGACUGCGAAGGAGAUUAAGGCUGUCAAGUACAUUGAGUGUUCUGCUUUGACGCAGAGGAAUCUGAAGAGUGUGUUUGACGAGGCUAUCAAGUAA
This is a messenger RNA of Recurvomyces mirabilis, 540 nucleotides long. RefSeq names its product Rho GTPase protein rac1 (gene RAC1). Bases 1 to 540 code for a protein of 179 amino acids. Gene Ontology annotation, cellular component: cytoplasmic vesicle; cytoskeleton; cell projection. Gene Ontology annotation, molecular function: protein kinase binding; GTP binding; GTPase activity. The transcript has 4 exons. Gene Ontology annotation, biological process: regulation of cell shape; small GTPase-mediated signal transduction; regulation of actin cytoskeleton organization. The record is from RefSeq and is a predicted model, not a curated record. NCBI's taxonomy places the organism in Eukaryota, Fungi, Ascomycota, Dothideomycetes, Mycosphaerellales, Teratosphaeriaceae.